Messenger RNA from Lodderomyces beijingensis, 1086 nucleotides. The record is from the annotation of a GenBank genome assembly. Lineage: Eukaryota; Fungi; Ascomycota; Pichiomycetes; Serinales; Debaryomycetaceae.
AUGAGGCUCAAGCUUAAAUCUGAUAGUGGUGUCUCUACAUUGACUGUUGAUCAAGAUCACCAGUUUGCAGAUUUCAUAUUAGGAAUACAAUCAAACAAGGAUUUGCAUGCAGAUUUAUCAGAAGUAGUUGCCUCGAUCAAAACGGGGUUCCCACCCAAGCCAAUCGAUCUUUCAUACACACCUGGAAAGUCAAUCAAAGAUAAAGGCAUCAAUGACGGUGACCAAUUGAUUGUACAGUUUGCAUCUUUGAAACGAAAGUCGUCGCCAGAAGUUGAAGCAUUGAGCAAGCCGGUGGCGCCGCGAACAGCAGCAGCAACCACCACCACACCAACCACAACACCAGCACCGACAUCAACAGCAACAGCAACACCUCAGCUGCCGGCAGUGAAAAAGCCCGACACAAAGGAGGAUAUACCGUCGGUGUACAUGGAGGACUUGAGCAAAUACCUCAUACUUCGAAACAUCCCCGAUGACAACUCGUGUUUAUUCAACUCCAUAUCCUACGCAAUCUCAGGUGCAGACUCGUACAAGACUUUUUCCCCACCGUCGCAGCUAAGAAGCAAAAUAGUCGACUACAUUGAAAGCGACCCCGAACUUUACUCCGAUUUGAUUUUGGGCCGACCUAGAAAGGAGUACUGUGGCUGGAUUGUCAAACCGGAAAGCUGGGGGGGUGCCAUUGAAUUGGGUAUCCUAGCCGACUGGUUUGACGUGCGAAUAACAUGCGUAGAUAUCGAGCUGAGCAGUUUCAUCCGCAUUGAAAACGAGUUGAAGAAGCCCACAAAGUUUAUCGUUUUGAUCUACAGUGGUAUCCAUUACGACGUGGUGGCUGCAAAUGCUGAAUUAAACAGAACAAACAAGGAGCACGACCAGUGCAUGUGGAGCAUCGAUAGCGAGACGGAGAAAAUCAUCAUCGAGUCGUCUAAAAAGCUUUGCAAAUUGUUGAGAGAUAAAGAUUACAGUACCAACACGACAACGUUUCGAGUGCGGUGCUUGGAUUGUUAUCUGAUUUUGAUAGGCGAAGUUGGUGCGUCGAAACAUGCCGAGCAAACUGGGCACUUGAAUUUCGGAGAAGUGAAGAAGAGAUGA